Messenger RNA from Paramacrobiotus metropolitanus, 2703 nucleotides. Its product is annotated as major facilitator superfamily domain-containing protein 6-A-like. Bases 125 to 2239 code for a protein of 704 amino acids. NCBI's taxonomy places the organism in Eukaryota, Metazoa, Tardigrada, Eutardigrada, Parachela, Macrobiotidae. Gene Ontology annotation, cellular component: membrane. The transcript is spliced from 6 exons. The record is from RefSeq and is a predicted model, not a curated record.
UUUAUACGCACAUUUUCUAUAUAAUGACGCGUUGCUACAUACUGUAUUAACAAAACCGUUUAAUCGAUUAAACAAAACAAAACGAACACUGAAGCCUUGUCAUCCAGUGCCCCCUUGAAUUAUAAUGGCAGCGAUUGAGCCAAUUAAAGAAGAAGACAGCGAUAAAUCGCAACCGACUCCAUCCCGACCGGAAGCAAACAAUGACGCGCGAAAGCCCUGGCUCCGGAUUAACAAGCAUCUGGUCUCGGUUAAAUUACUCAUGCUGUUGUUAUACGGAGGUAUGACGGCCUUAUAUCCUUUCCUAACACUGCAUCUGCGGAGUCUGGGUCUCACAGUGACCGAUGCAGCUGUCAUAUACGCCAUCCUCCCGUUCGUCAGCUACAUUGGUCCACCGUUGUUUGGAUAUGUGGCACACCGCACCGGCAGCGCAAAAAGUGUUCUUAUCCUAAUCAGUCUUAUCAGCAUUGGCGUGCAUGUGUUACUAUGGUUAGCCGUCCCUGUCGUCAUCCCCACUACGAUCACCUAUCAAAAGGUCACGCAGCAAAUCAACACCGAGUUAUACUGCAAAAGUGGGAAAAUAAUUUCAUCACAUGUCUUCCUUUCUCCUGCCAACGAAAUUUGUUCAAUUGCGUCCUUCGAUAACACUUCCGUAACUGCAAACUGCCACGGAAAUACGAGCACUUCUAAUCAAAACAAUGUGCCGAAAAAUCAUUACAUCGUUAAUCCCAUGGAUUUAGUACAGCCAUUUGAGAAUAAAACAUUGUCGGAUCACUGCAAAAUGCCAAACCAGGAGAAAAUCUUUUGUGAAAUUCGCUCCAGUUUUGUGCUAUCAUGCAAUAAAAGUGAAUCGAGAUUUUCAAGCCGUAUGACGACCUUUCUCAUAUACCUCACACUGCGUAUUGCGGCAACAGUUUGUAUCAAUACGGUGUUCUCGGCUCUGGAUGCCACAGCUUACCGGCUAACAGAGGAAUAUGCAGGCGAUUUGAGAUUUCAAAGAACAUUUUCCCUUCUGGGAGUCUGUAUUUUUCCUGCCAUUUCCGGGUGGAUGAUUGGUGGAGUUAGCGAUCCUGACAGCGCUGCGGAUUACUCGCCGGCGUUUAAUAUUUACUGCGCGGCCCAUGCUUUGGCUACCGUUAUCGUAUGUUUUAUGAGUGUUCCUCUUCCGCAAAAAACAGAAAUCAUUUGGGCAAAUGUACGGCGAGUUUUGGAAAAUCCCCGAAUCUGUGGAUUCGUUUUUAUGGUAUUCUAUGCUGGCUGCGCUUGGGGAUUCCUGGAGAGCUAUCUGUUUUUGUUCAUGGAUUAUAUUGGCUCCCCAAAAUGGUUGCUCGGUCUGACCAACACAGUUUCGGCUGUGUCGGCGAUUCCGCUUAUUGCUGCUUCCACCAUUAUCGUCAAAUACGUUGGCCAUACCAACCUAAUUAUCUGCUGCGUUAUGCUGUACGGAUGCCGAUUUAUCGCUUAUUCCUUCAUCAGCAAUGCUUUGUUGGUGUUGCCGGUGGAAAUCUUGGAGGCCUUCACGACUACAUUGCUGUGGGUGGUCAUUUCCGUGUAUUGUGGCAAAAUCGCGCCGGCCUAUUUGGCUACAAUACAAGGCAUUAGUGCCAGCGCACAUAAUGCUUUCGGACGAAGUGUCGGUAGUUUGGUUGGAGGAAUACUUUUCGAACAAUUUGGUGCACGACUGACGUACCAAAUAUUUGGAGGCGUAUCCUUUGGUGUGGGUUGCGCUUAUGCUACUUUGUUCUAUUCCUGUCUUCGAAAACUUCCGUAUAUGAGGCCGGAAACAAUAGUGCAACAUGGUGAAAAGACAAGCACUCCCGGUGCCGAAUGCGAACUAAUUAAUUUGGAUGAGAGCGAACAUCUACGACAAUUAGCGAAAAUGGAUGCUUUUUCUCGGCGGUAUAGCUUGGGUGUUCCGCGCGUGACCCCACGAUGUUCCCGCGCUGAUCUGCGCUGGAGCCCGAGGAUAUCCCGUUCAACGGACAAUCGUCCACCCCGAAUAAAACCAGCGAGGGCCAGGAAAGACAGUCAGCGCAAGAUUUCCCAACUGAGCAAGGAAGACGAGGAAGAUUUACAAAAGUUCGCCCGGAUGGACGCAUUUACCAGGCGUUACAGCACGGCUAUGGUUGUUUUGGAUAAGAGUACUAAACAAAGCCGUCAGGGAUCUGUCGCGGAAUCGUCACAACGAUUAGACGUGGCAAAACCUCGAAAAUCUUCCUUGCGUGUUACCAUUGUUUAUUAAAAAAUGUUCAAGAUAUAAUACUAGUAUCUGCAAAUGUGACUUAAUUAAUUUUUCUUAUGAUCUUUAGAUUGGCGUGGCUUGUCCCAGCUGCACAUAAGCACAAAUAUAUCAAGUUUAAUCUGUGUAACGAAACCGGGCGCUUUAGUAUUUGCCACUUUUAUUUCGAUCUUUUGCUUCGUUUUUGCAUUUUUGAUAGUUGCUCAUGCAUAAUUAGUGGCAACCUGUGUGUUUCGCAAAAACAACAUUUUGCAUAAAAAUCUCCUGUACCCAGACCAAUUAAUUAAAACCGGUAAAAAGCAGUGCGUGAAAGCUGGAGAAGCGUAAAUUUAGUGAUUUAUUUGGAGUACAUGGUUUCGGUGAUCCAGUCGAGUACGUGAGCAGUGCGACCGUAGACGCCAGGGUAACCAGCCUGAGCGCAGCCACUGUAAGAACACCAAUUCAUUAAAUACAUGCACAACUGCUCC